Heterobasidion irregulare TC 32-1 is the source of this 1920-nucleotide messenger RNA. RefSeq lists its product as uncharacterized. The record is from RefSeq and is a predicted model, not a curated record. Gene Ontology annotation, biological process: translational elongation. The coding region runs from base 349 to 1788 and encodes 479 amino acids. NCBI's taxonomy places the organism in Eukaryota, Fungi, Basidiomycota, Agaricomycetes, Russulales, Bondarzewiaceae. Gene Ontology annotation, molecular function: GTP binding; translation elongation factor activity; GTPase activity. The transcript has 16 exons.
CAAGACGAGAUCGAGGGAGUACGCAGUCGACAGGCCGCAAAGCACAAAGCUCAGAUCACUCCUGCCAAGGAGGACAAGGGGCACCAUGACAGGGAUUCGAAACAUAUUCCUACCACUCAAGGGAGAUACCUAAGGAGUCAUACGGACACAUCAGACCUCGAGGAGAAUAUCCAGACAUUUCUUCUUUCAGACGACCAGACACAACACGAAUCUGCUCGUGACCUUGUCGCCUCGCUAUUAACGGGCUCACGGGGCGAAUUCAUCUUCCGAAUAGGUGCACGUCCAGCUCACAACAAACUCUUUGCUGGCGAGGUUCUCGACGAUGGAUGGACUGGGACUGACAGGGGCAUGACGCAGCUAGAUACGCUCGUCAUUAACUUGAUAAAAACCGUCGAAGAAGUGGGCGGAAAGGCAUGUGUAUUAUUCAAGACGACGGACGGUCACCCACGGGCGACAGUAUUGCUCCGAAUACCUCCACCCAGUGUAUCGUUGACACCUGAGGUUAGAUGCGCUGUGGUAGGAAACGUGGAUAGUGGUAAAUCGACUAUGCUAGGGGUUCUUACUGGAGGGUCACUGGACGACGGGAGAGGCCUCGCGCGAGUCGCCUUGUUCAGACACAAACAUGAAAUCGAGACUGGUCGUACAUCAAGCGUUGGCAUGGAAAUUCUCGGAUUCGACACCAGUGGGCAGCCAAUACUCUCAAAUACUGCAGGCUCAAAUGACCCCGACAUUAUUCGGCGUGGCAAAUUGGGUUGGGAUCAGAUAUCUGUACAAUCGGCGAAAAUCAUCACGUUCAUAGACCUUGCUGGGCAUGAGCGGUAUCUAAAGACUACACUCUAUGGCCUCACGUCUGGCGCUCCGUCCUGUGUCAUAUUAAUGGUGGGUGCGAACGCUGGACUGAUAGGCAUGUCAAAAGAACAUUUAGCUAUCGCGCUCGCGCUAAGCGUUCCAGUGAUUAUCUGUAUCAGUAAGGUUGACAUGACUCCACCAAAUAAAUUGGCAGAGACUGUGAAACAGGUGGUAAAGGUUCUCAAGAGUCCUGGUUGCAGGAAAACCCCGGUUUUCGUCAACUCGCAAGAGACUGCGAUUGAAGUGUCUCAGGUAUAUGCUGCGGAACGAAUAUGCCCCAUUUUCCAAAUAUCGAACGUAACUGGGGCAGGAUUAGAAUUUAUGCGCACCUUUCUCAAUCUUCUCUCGCCAAGUGAGGAUGAAGAAAGAUUUGACGUUGCUCAACCACUUGAAUAUUCUGUGACCGACAUCUGGUCUGUUCCUUAUGUUGGGACUGUUGUCAAUGGUAUCGUGUAUAGUGGGAUCAUCAAGAAAGGGGAUGCCGUGUUCAUAGGACCGGACUCGAAUGGCAAUUUCAUUCCGACCGUCGUCAAAAGUAUGCAGAGAAAACGCGUAGACGUUGUCACGGCUGAGGCAGGGCAGACGGUAUCCUGUGCACUGAAACGGGUGAAAAGGACCGACGUGAAGAAGGGUAUGGUCAUCGUCCCAAAAACGGAGACACCACCGCGAGCUGUUCGCCGCUUCGAAGGCCAAGUCUUAAUCCUGUAUCAUAAUACCACCAUGCAGACCAAUUAUCAAGCUAUGCUUCACUGUGGGGCCGUGCGACAGACGGUCAAGAUCAUUUCCAUCAACCACCCGCAAGGAUUACUUCGUACUGGAGAUCGUGCGACUGUACAAUUCGAAUUUAUUUCUCGACCAGAAUUUGUAAAGGAGGGAAUGAAGUUGUUGUUCAGAGAGGGGAGGACGAAGGGUUUGGGUGUCAUCACUAGUCUCCUCUAGGACUACGCUAGAUUUCCCGUGGCUACUAUUUCGUCGCCUAUGUUGUAACCUAUUCUUGGUCAUAGGCUAAAGCGUAUGUAUUUUGGACAUUCAUUGUAAUGUAUUCGCUGUGACGUGGACUCGAAAUCCUUU